Molecule: messenger RNA, 690 nt
Organism: Symbiodinium sp. CCMP2456
Lineage: Eukaryota; Dinophyceae; Suessiales; Symbiodiniaceae
Source: the annotation of a GenBank genome assembly
AUGUGUGAAGGAUGUGGCUGCAACCGGCCUGCGAAGGUCACGGCGGUAGUUGGGGCGCUAGUCUUGCUACUUGGAGUCGCCCUGCACAUCGGGGGAGUUGCUGAGGCCUGGCGCAUAGUUGGGCAACAGAUGCUCGUGGACGGGGGCACGGAUUUCACUGUAACCGUAAGGGGUGAUAUCGACCAUGACGAUGCCAAGUUCGUAUUCUACUCAAAUGUCUCGGAAGACUGCAAGCAGCGUGCCGAGUCUGUUAUCAUCCGCCAGACCUAUACCCGGGAACUGUUCAGUGUGGAUUCCGACUGCUCCUCGGGGCUCAGGGACUCAUAUGGCUGGAAGGGCCAGGACCUGGUGGCACUGGGAACAUUCGCUCCAGGCGGACGUACAUAUGGUGAUUUUCAGGUUCGCACCUCAUAUCCAACCUGGGUGGUUGGCGUGGGACAUUCCACGAAGCCGUCUAGUUCCGUGGAGGAGAGCAGAGUCGUUGGUCUGGCUAUGAGCGGAUUCUUCCUGGGCAUCGGCGGUUCCAUCACACUCUUCGUCAGCUUGUGCCUCAUGUGCUGCUGCUACCGUCCGGCUAAGGUAGAUGCUAGGGAGGCGUUGCUGGCAUUGCAUCAAGAUCAAUCUCUGCAGGUGUUGCAGGCCCCAGUUGCUGUGGCAACGCCCAUCUUGGCUGAAGCAGUAGACCCGUAA